Molecule: messenger RNA, 1005 nt
Organism: Olea europaea var. sylvestris
Lineage: Eukaryota; Viridiplantae; Streptophyta; Magnoliopsida; Lamiales; Oleaceae
Product: protein EMBRYO DEFECTIVE 514-like
Exons: 2
Coding region: 84-752 (222 amino acids)
Biological process (GO): chloroplast organization; chloroplast rRNA processing
Cellular component (GO): chloroplast
Source: RefSeq, a predicted model, not a curated record
GAGAGAAGGGCAAAUAAGAAAAGGAAAGGAAGGGUUUAUAAAGCUAGACGCUAGGGUUUAUCGAGCACUACAAGACCUCUGUUAUGGCCGACGAAUCAGCUCCAGAAACCAUCGAGCAAGACAUGGAGCUCGAACCCCAAGCAGCCGAUGCAUCCGAGCCGGCGCUAGCUGAUUCGGCGCCAGCCACUUCUGAAAACAGCGGCGGCUCGAAACGCAACAGGGAGGAAGAAGAGGAGGAAGAGAAUGGAGGGAAGAAAUUGAAGGUUGACGAGAAGUCAGUCGAAGAACAACGGCUAGAGAAUUUGGAAGACAAUGAAGCAGAAACGGUGGAGUCGGCUCCGGUCAGUUUGGGUCCAAAGGUAUUUGAAUCGUCCAAGGAGAUGUUUGAUUACUUUUACAAGUUUCUGCACACGUGGCCUCCGAGCAUCAAUGUGAAUAAGUAUGAGCACAUUAUGUUACUGGAGUUGCUCAAGAAAGGUCAUUUGGAGCCAGAGAAAAAGAUAGGCAACGGGGUUCAAGCUUUCCAAGUUCGUUUCCAUCCUCAGUUUAGAAGUCGUUGCUUCUUCCUCAUAAGGGAUGAUGAAUCAGUUGAUGAUUUCAGCUUCAGAAAGUGUGUGGAUCACAUACUUCCCUUGCCAGAAAACCUGCAAACAAAACAUGAUGUCAAUAAGGCACUGAGUGGAGGUGGAAGAGGUGGCCGUGGGCAUGGGCAUGGUCGAGGCCGUGGUAGAGGAGGAAGGUGGAGACAUUGAGGCAACAGUCUAUUUUUUAUUUGCGAUGGACUUAAUUAAAUAUUAAAAAUAUUAAGUAUUGGUAGAAAGAAACAUCUUCAGAUAUUUUUUCUACAUCAACUUCUUAGCUAUACAAAAUGUGAUGUCCGUUGCUUGUUUGUUUGCUAAACUGUGUUUUGGCAUUGAAUUUAUGCUAUUUUCUGUUGCAAUUUCUUGACCUUCCUUCUUUUGUACCAUUUGAUUCAUGAUCGAACGCCAUUUAUUAUAUGGUCGA